AUGACAACCUCCACCUCCCUCCCCGAUCUAGAACUCGACACAAUCCCCAUCCUCUACUCGCUCCUCUCACGCCUACAACCCCCAACCAGCACCUCCACCGGAACCCCCGCCGCAACACCUCUGCCCGCGUCGGAAAAUGGCACUCUCACAAUCAAAAACAUUCCCAUGGAAACGGACAAGAUCAAACACAAGCUCUUAGAGUCGGCGGCGAAGGUCAAGGGGCUACCUGAUAUGGAGCGGACGAUUGAGGAGCAGGAAGCAGAGAUUAGGGAGUGGGAGGAGAGGAUUGAGAAGCAGAGAGAGAUGUUGAGGGCGCUGAGGGAUGUGGGGGAGGUGGAGAGGAUGAAAAGGGGGAAUUGGAUGGAGGGAUGA
This is a messenger RNA of Hymenoscyphus albidus, 372 nucleotides long. NCBI's taxonomy places the organism in Eukaryota, Fungi, Ascomycota, Leotiomycetes, Helotiales, Helotiaceae. The record is from the annotation of a GenBank genome assembly.